Messenger RNA from Eimeria mitis, 1146 nucleotides. RefSeq lists its product as uncharacterized. The record is from RefSeq and is a predicted model, not a curated record. Lineage: Eukaryota; Apicomplexa; Conoidasida; Eucoccidiorida; Eimeriidae.
AUGAGGCAGCAGGAGUCGAACACACUGCACACCCUCAACCUCAGCUGGUCAGCAGGGCAACCUGCAGAUUACAGACAAACACGCAGCUGCAUCGCCAGCAGCAGCAGCAGCAGGGAGGAGAGAUGUGGCUUGGGAUCAGCUGCACUUCUUGGCAGAGAUCAUGCACACCGCGAAGAAGAACAGAUGUACAGACACCUGAAUCCGCUGCAGCAGCAAGGAACCACCCCCAACUGCGCGCUCAAUGCAACAAAUUCACAAACCCUAAAACCUUGCAGCUCGCACUACAAAUGCACAGCUUGCGGACAGGCUCAGGAGAAAGUGCAGCAGCAACAAGAACACACACUGGGCUUCCCUGCCCACGACCCCUGCAGCAGCUGUUUGCAUGAGACCCACGGAGGCAUAUCCGCGGCGCCUACAGCCUCAAGCCACUCUGCUGAAGCAGCAGUCGGAUAUUACUCGCUUUCUGAUGCUUCCGCUGCUGCAACGCUGCACAGAAAGACGAACUACGGAGAAGACAAAGACGCAAGGCAUGCAGCAGCAGCAGCAGCAGCUGCUGCUGCUGCUGCUGCUGCUGCAACAACGGCACCAUCGGCCCGUCCUGGGAACUGGGAGGCUCACCACGCAAGCAGAAUCAGCACUAACGUAGACAGCGAGACCUCAGAGAAUAUGCUCUGUGCAAAGGGGGCCCCCAGAGGAACAACGAAUUCGUCUUCCCUUGAGGGGCCCCCAUCGAACCCCGGUGAGUUGAGUAGCCGGGCUGCCCAGGGCGGCCUGCAUCGCAGGCCUUGUGGGGCGCUGCAUACAGAUGCAGCAGCAUCAUCAGCAUAUCAUGCUGCAGCAAACAAAGAUGAACGCGGCCCCCUUCCCCAGCACAGGGGAAAGGAUGGCCUUGUGCGCGCUGCAGCGCUCCGACAAACCUCUACAGCGUCGUUCCGUGGCAACUACAGCAGGAGCAGCAGCAGCGUUACAGCAGCAGCGGCAGGGCAGCACUGCGCAGCAUACCGCAGCCUGUCCGCAUCAGCAGCAGCAGCGUUACAGCAGCAGCGGCAGGGCAGCACUGCGCAGCAUACCGCAGCCUGUCCGCAUCUGCCCCCAUACCUGAUCAAUAUACUGCCUCUGCCAGCAGGCCAGCGCCUACACGCAUGA